Molecule: messenger RNA, 3797 nt
Organism: Cydia splendana
Lineage: Eukaryota; Metazoa; Arthropoda; Insecta; Lepidoptera; Tortricidae
Gene: Stim
Product: stromal interaction molecule homolog
Exons: 15
Coding region: 228-2297 (689 amino acids)
Biological process (GO): activation of store-operated calcium channel activity; store-operated calcium entry; intracellular calcium ion homeostasis
Cellular component (GO): endoplasmic reticulum; plasma membrane
Molecular function (GO): calcium channel regulator activity; protein binding; calcium ion binding
Source: RefSeq, a predicted model, not a curated record
CCUAUGCAGAAAAAACAAGUGUCAAUUUUUUUGACCUCCAGUUUUUUCCGUGUCUGGCUGGCUGUGAUAAAAUCCGUAGGUUUUUAUACGAUUGUCAAAUGUGGCCUUACAAGUGUGGAUCUUUAAAUUAAUAAUUAAUUUUAGAAUGCGUAUAGAGUGCGGUGUAACGGAAGUGCUCUCGUAUUAUCGUUUGCGAUCAGUGCAUUAAGUGUUAUUGAAGGAUCACGAUGCGUAUCGGAAUUGUGUUUUAUUGGUGCGUGUUAGCAUUGCAUCUGUGCAAAGCUGAAGAUGUGGAGAGGACAGAGUCAAGGGAGGGUGCCAGAAGGCCGCAGUGGGGGACAACAGUGCGGAGCGGGUCGUUCGUGAGCGAGGCUGCGAUCGCCGCAUCGAAUGAACAGAUCCUCGUGGAGGCGUGUCACAACGAGCCUGGAUGUCUCCAGGACCGAGCGGGGCUCGAAGCCAUCACGCAACUUCACAAGCAACUAGAUGACGAUGCUAACGGCAACGUCGACCUUAGCGAGAGUGACGAUUUCCUCCGCGAGGAGUUGCAGUAUGACAGCGGGUACGAGAAGCGACAGCGAGCCUUCCACCACAACGAUGACAUGCACAUAUCCGUCAAGGAGCUGUGGGAGGCCUGGCUUAGAUCAGAAGUGCACAAUUGGACGGCGGAGCAGACGGUGGAAUGGCUAACACAGUCUGUAGACCUCCCGCAGUACAGAAGUCUGUUUCUGCAACACAAAGUUACAGGCGCUACGCUGCCCAGGUUGGCAGUGAACAACAUGCAAUACUUAAGCAACGUCCUUGGCAUCAAGGACCCCAUACACAAGCAGAAGCUGGCCCUCAAGGCCAUGGACGUGGUCCUAUUCGGGCCCCCUAAAGAAGGCAGUCGCUGGAAGGACUGGUUGCUGGCGUCGCUGAUGCUCGGAGCCGUCGCCGGCGGCUGGGCGGCGCUGCGGGCUGGUCGCGCCAGUCGGCACCAGGUCCAGAGAAUGCUGAGAGACAUGGAGCAGCUGAGAAGGGCCGAGCUGGCGCUGGAUGAUAUGCAGAAGGAACUUGAGAAGGCGCGGUUGGAACAGGAAAGCGCCACCACAGAGAAGAGAAACCUAGAAAAGAAACUAAGAGAGGCCGGCGACACGCCGCUACUCAACUCCGCCUCCUCAGAUCUUGAGGUCACGCAGCUGAAAGCCGAGAUUGAGAUGUUAAGAGCAGAAUUGAGGCGUGCGGAAGGCGAACUUGAGGACCGGUGCUGGGCGCCACCCUCGGGAUUACAGCAGUGGCUCCAACUCACACAUGAGGUGGAAAACAGGUCGUACCUGCGUAAGAAACAGCAGGCAGACCUACAGCUACAGCAGGCCAGAGAAGCGUGCGAGAAACUCCGCAAGAAGCGCUCGAGUCUGGUCGGAGCGUUUGUAUCUACCCACGGCAAGUCUAUAGACGACGUAGACCGUUCCAUCGUCGAGGCGCGCACUGCGCUCAACGAAGUCACUCAGGAACUAUCGGAGAGGAUGCACAGAUGGAAACAGAUCGAGCGGCUGUGCGGCUUUAACAUAAUCAAUAACAACGGCAUUCAGUUCUUAGAGGGCAUGCUGUACAGGACCUCCAACGGUCGUCCUGGCGCUAGAGUGCGCAUGAGCAGCUCGCAGGACGACCUGAGCGUCGGCGACGACGCGUCCAUCUGCGGCUCAGUGGCCGACAACUUCGGGUGGCGGGAGGAUUCAUCAGGCAGCGAGGCGGACGCACCCCACUAUCCUCUGGACUUGCGGUUGGCUGAAGCUAGGUUACAAUUAGAAGAGCGCUUAGCUCAAGAGGCCCGCGAGCGGCGGAUCGACGACCGUAGAGAAGAGCUGCGAGUGAAGAGCUCCCUCGGCGACCUGCGGAGGAGCCCCGCGGACGAGCGCCGGCGGGCGGACCCCGUGCACUUCAUACUGGGGGGAGACAACGUAAACUGGACAGGCGAAGAGCUAACACGAGCACCGCACUCGCAGUCCCAACCUGCUCUACGCGCCUCCCUCCGCGGCGCCCCGCUCCCCCCGCCGCGCCGCACCCCCGCACAGAUCAUUCGAUCUCGCUCUACUGACAUCGUCGCACUGGAUCCGGACAGAGUGAGACCGACGCUGGCCAAACAGAAGCCUCUGACUGAGAAUUCAAUGAGCGUGGACGCCCCAAGCCCGUCGAGCAUCACGCCUCCUGAGGAGGAAUCCACGGACUCCUCUCUGGUGGAGGAGGACGGGGUCCCCAAGCCGCGGCGGCGGCGCCUCCAUCUGCCCUUCGGCAAGAAGGCCAAGACCCCGGCGUGACCCACACGCCGGCCCACGGUGCGGUAAGGCCCUAGGCUGUAUAAGGCCCGAAAUUAGGAUGGUUAGGGUGGAUAUUGUUUAUAGAAACAAAAAGCAUAAUUCAAUUUUUCCAUAAUAACUAAAACCAUGUAGUUUUUUGAAAUAUAUCCACUGAGUAUAUUUAUAUUUACAAAUACAGUGAAAUCUCGAUAAUCCGGCACUUCGAUGGUUCGGUACAUCCAGUAAUCCGGCACUAAUAUUGGGAUACAAAAAUGAUCAUUCUAUGCCCUAAUUUACUAUGUGCGCUAACAUUUUCGCCAUUCAAUCUCUUUAUUAAUGGCUAAGUUCCAAAUAAGAGUAGUUUUUUUUAUAUAGUAUUUUAGUAAAAUGUAUUUCUACACAUCAAUAAUAUGCAAUUUUCUCUAACUUCCAGUAAUCCGGCUCUCUUGUGUCAGCAUUAGUGCCGGAUUAGUGAGAUUGUACUGUACAUUUAAAACCAAUGAAAAGUCCAUCAAGCCACACUUGUAUUUGCGCUUUGAGUGGCGGAAUGUAAUGUAACUAACGAACCUACCUCAGCCAUCAGUGAAGUUUGUAGGAAAUUCACUUUGAUAUUUUAACUUUGGUUUGUUAUAAAUUAUAAACUUAAUCAUCAUUCAUCCUGCUAUUUGAAAUUAUGCAUUUUGUUUAUAUGACAGAAUGGCACCUCUCGUAACAUAAUGGCAGUACCAUUCUUAAUUACCGUAAUAAAUAAACGGCCUUAUGCGAUUAACACUCCUGACUUUUAGCAGCAUAAUGAAUAGUUACAUUAUUUUUGAAAUGUGACACCUUUAUAUCGACUCCAUAUUAUCUUAUCUCAUUCGCGUGGAAAUUAACUUACACGUUCAAAAAUAUAGUUAAAUCUCGAACGAUAGUGGCGCCAAUAUGUAAAAAAAUAUUUUUGUAUACGACAAUUUUACGUUAUAAGAAUUGACUGUUUCACACUCAUUUCAUAGGUCAAUUUUAUCUACAUGGUUCUAAUACCUUAGAACAGACCAUAGGUCCAAUAGAGUGCUUCCGACAUAUGAAAAUUGCAAAUAUUUAGGGUCCUACCUUUUAGUGAGUGAUUUGAAGGAAUUUGUGACAAUAGGUACUGCAAAAAUUAAAAGCCACUACAUUUGACGAAUACACCUUAUUAUCUGUUUAAUAUAUUAUUUUACCAAACCGUCGGCAUUGCUGCAUUGUUUUUUAUAAGUACUAAAAUCUUAAUGGACUGUAAAUAAAUACAACAUAUAUUUAUGAGUGAGCGAGAAAUAGUUCAAUGUAUUUAGCCCUGAGUGUGUUUAGCACUUUUGCACAUAUGUUACUGUUGUCUACACUUGUUUUGAAUUUAGGUAGAAUUUAUUAUAUUAAUUAAAUAGUUUUAUUAAUUAUUUGUUCCGACGUAUGUACUUAAAGUUGUCGAGUAUUACGAAUGACGGAGUAUUGUGGACAUUGUAUAUAAAUGUAUUUUAUGUAAUACCAUGUGAGAUGCUGUGUCACAUA